CGGGUCCCUGUCCCUUCCCAUCAUCCUCCGGUGCUGCCGGCCUUUCCCUCUUUGGUUUAGUUCUAGUUAGGGCCGCUCAAGGAAUAGUUUGUGGUUGGAAGAGCCCUUCCGCGAGUGACGCAGGCGCAGCGCGAGAGGCGCGCGCCCACAGCCCAUCCUCCGCUAUCCCACUUUCUUUGCAUUUCGUUGGCCAGGUAGCUGAGAGCCCUGCAUCUCCGUCUCACGCUCUACGCGGUUCUCAUCGCGUGCCCGAGGCAAGGGGCGGGCCCAGGUCGCCCAGAGAACCCAGGCCGCUCUAGCGCGACACUAACGGCCGCGACCCCUCCCAGGCCUCCUCAGACCGCGCCAUGGGUGACAGUGAUGACGAGUACGAUCGAAGGCGCAGGGACAAGUUUAGAAGAGAGCGCAGCGACUAUGACCGUUCGCGGGAAAGAGAUGAAAGACGUCGAGGGGACGAUUGGAAUGACCGAGAGUGGGACCGUGGUCGGGAGCGCCGCAGUCGGGGUGAAUAUCGUGACUAUGACCGGAAUAGGCGGGAGCGCUUCUCUCCUCCCCGGCAUGAGCUCAGCCCCCCGCAGAAGCGCAUGAGGCGAGAUUGGGAUGAGCACAGCUCUGACCCAUACCACAGUGGCUAUGAGAUGCCUUAUGCUGGGGGGGGUGGGGGCCCAACUUAUGGCCCCCCUCAGCCCUGGGGCCACCCAGACGUCCACAUCAUGCAGCAUCAUGUUCUACCUAUCCAGGCCAGACUUCCUGACCGGGCCCCCCUCAGGCUGGGCAGCAUCGCAGAGAUUGACUUGGGUGUGCCACCACCCGUGAUGAAGACCUUUAAGGAGUUUCUCCUAUCAUUGGAUGACUCUGUGGAUGAGACAGAGGCAGUUAAGCGCUAUAAUGACUACAAGCUGGAUUUUCGAAGGCAGCAGAUGCAGGAUUUCUUCUUGGCUCAUAAGGAUGAGGAGUGGUUUCGGUCUAAGUACCACCCGGAUGAGGUGGGGAAGCGUCGGCAGGAGGCCCGGGGGGCCCUGCAAAACCGACUGAGGGUGUUCCUGUCCCUCAUGGAGAGUGGCUGGUUUGAUAAUCUUCUCCUGGACAUAGACAAAGCUGAUGCCAUUGUCAAGAUGCUGGAUGCAGCUGUGAUUAAGAUGGAAGGAGGUACAGAGAAUGAUCUACGCAUCCUGGAACAGGAGGAAGAGGAAGAACAGGCAGGAAAGCCUGGGGAGCCCAGCAAGAAAGAGGAAGGCCGGGCUGGGCCAGGCCUGGUAGAUGGAGAGCGCAAGGCCAAUGAGAAGGAAGACAAGAAGGAAGAUGGCAAACAGGCUGAAAAUGACAGUCCUAGUGAUGACAAAACUAAGAAAUCUGAGGGUGAUGGGGACAAAGAAGAGAAGAAAGAAGACUCUGAGAAAGAAGCCAAAAAGAGCAGCAAGAAGCGGAAUAGGAAGCACAGUGGUGACGACAGCUUUGACGAAGGCAGCGUGUCCGAGUCGGAGUCAGAGUCUGAGAGUGGCCAAGCUGAGGAGAAGGAGGAGGCUGAAGAAGCACUCAAGGAAAAGGAGAAGCCCAAGGAAGAGGAAAGGGAGAAGCCCAAGGAUAUUCCAGGGCCAGAAUGUAAACCCCGGCCCCUGCAUAAGACUUGCUCUCUCUUCAUGCGCAAUAUCGCACCCAACAUCUCCCGGGCUGAGAUCAUUUCUCUUUGUAAAAGAUAUCCAGGCUUUAUGCGUGUGGCACUGUCGGAGCCCCAGCCUGAGAGGAGGUUUUUCCGUCGUGGCUGGGUGACGUUUGACCGCAGUGUUAACAUCAAAGAGAUCUGCUGGAACCUGCAGAAUAUCCGACUCCGGGAGUGUGAGUUGAGUCCUGGCGUAAAUAGAGACCUGACCCGUCGUGUCCGCAAUAUUAAUGGCAUUACCCAACACAAGCAGAUAGUGCGCAACGACAUCAAACUGGCAGCCAAGCUGAUCCAUACGCUGGAUGACAGGACCCAGCUCUGGGCCUCCGAGCCUGGGACACCUCCUCUGCCAACAAGUCUGCCUUCUCAGAACCCAAUCUUGAAGAAUAUCACUGACUACCUGAUAGAGGAAGUGAGUGCUGAGGAGGAGGAGCUACUGGGGAGCAGUGGGGGCCCCCCGCCUGAGGAGCCUCCUAAGGAAGGGAACCCAGCGGAGAUCAACGUGGAACGGGAUGAGAAGCUGAUCAAGGUUUUGGACAAACUCCUCCUCUAUUUGCGCAUUGUGCAUUCCCUGGAUUAUUAUAACACAUGCGAGUAUCCCAAUGAGGAUGAAAUGCCCAACCGAUGUGGCAUCAUCCAUGUUCGGGGGCCCAUGCCACCCAACCGCAUCAGUCAUGGAGAAGUACUAGAGUGGCAGAAGACAUUUGAGGAAAAGCUGACUCCACUGCUGAGUGUGCGGGAAUCUCUAUCAGAGGAAGAGGCCCAGAAGAUGGGUCGCAAAGACCCUGAGCAGGAAGUGGAAAAGUUUGUCACCUCUAACACCCAGGAACUGGGCAAGGAUAAGUGGCUUUGCCCUCUCAGUGGCAAGAAAUUCAAGGGCCCUGAGUUUGUACGCAAACAUAUCUUCAACAAACAUGCAGAGAAAAUUGAGGAAGUGAAGAAGGAGGUGGCAUUUUUUAACAACUUUCUCACUGAUGCCAAGCGCCCAGCUCUGCCUGAGAUCAAGCCAGCUCAGCCACCUGGCCCUGCCCAGAUACUCCCCCCAGGCCUGACCCCGGGACUCCCCUACCCACACCAGACUCCCCAGGGCCUGAUGCCCUAUGGUCAACCCCGGCCCCCCAUCUUGGGCUAUGGAGCUGGUGCUGUCCGUCCUGCAGUCCCCACAGGAGGGCCUCCAUAUCCCCAUGCCCCCUAUGGUGCUGGCCGAGGGAACUAUGAUGCCUUCCGAGGCCAGGGAGGUUAUCCUGGGAAACCUCGCAACAGGAUGGUCCGUGGAGACCCACGGGCCAUUGUGGAAUACCGUGACCUGGAUGCUCCAGAUGACGUGGAUUUCUUUUGAGCCAUCUACUUUCCUCACUCUUGGUAUCAUCUAUACUUGUGACUGCCUUGUCCCAGCUCUGAGAAUUUUUUGUACGUCCAGCCCUACUGCCAAUAAAAGCACUUCCACAGUGA
Messenger RNA from Rhinolophus ferrumequinum (greater horseshoe bat), 3112 nucleotides. RefSeq names its product serrate, RNA effector molecule (gene SRRT). The record is from RefSeq and is a predicted model, not a curated record. The transcript has 20 exons. The coding region runs from base 348 to 2999 and encodes 883 amino acids. Gene Ontology annotation, cellular component: nuclear body. Gene Ontology annotation, molecular function: nucleic acid binding. Gene Ontology annotation, biological process: mRNA processing; primary miRNA processing. NCBI's taxonomy places the organism in Eukaryota, Metazoa, Chordata, Mammalia, Chiroptera, Rhinolophidae.